Molecule: messenger RNA, 3980 nt
Organism: Polyodon spathula (Mississippi paddlefish)
Lineage: Eukaryota; Metazoa; Chordata; Actinopteri; Acipenseriformes; Polyodontidae
Product: DNA-binding protein Ikaros-like
Exons: 8
Coding region: 120-1817 (565 amino acids)
Biological process (GO): regulation of transcription by RNA polymerase II
Cellular component (GO): nucleus
Molecular function (GO): RNA polymerase II cis-regulatory region sequence-specific DNA binding; DNA-binding transcription factor activity
Source: RefSeq, a predicted model, not a curated record
AUGGUCUGCAGCGCAUCGUCUAUUGGCACACCAUGAAACAUGUGCCACUGUCUGCAAUAAAGUCGGGCUCAGGAUGAAAAGGUUGCAAAAUGCCUUGAGUGAGUGCAGAAAACUAAGCAAUGUUAGGCUGGAACGAGGAAGUGGAGAGGAGAGGGGAGGGACGGAGGGCUGAGCUCCAUCCUGCAGCCGCGGCGCUGAGAACAGCAGCACAUGGAGCUGGGGAGAGCUGGAAGAGCUUCAUAUUGCAAACUCAGGGAAUAGCAGAAUACCUGCAAAGAAUGGAGACAGAGGAGGCUCAGGACAUGUCCCAGGGUUCAGGACAGGAAAGCCCCACUGCAAAUGAUGUCCCUGAAGAGACAGAUGAGCCAAUGCCUGUGCCUGAAGACCUCUCCGCGACCUCUGGACAGCAACAGACUCCCAAGAAUGAGAAAGUGUUAGCCAGUAAUAUUAAAGUAGAGAAUCAGAAUGAUGAAGAGAAUGGGCGUGCCUGUGAGGUGAAUGGGGAAGAAUGUGCAGAGGAUUUGCGAGUGCUUGAUGCUUCAGGAGUGAAAUUGAAUGGCUCCCACGCAGGCCAAGGCAGCAAAGCCUACUCUUCAGUCGGUGGCAUUCGUCUCCCCAAUGGGAAGCUAAAGUGUGAUAUCUGUGGAAUCGUUUGCAUCGGUCCAAAUGUUCUCAUGGUACACAAACGAAGCCACACCGGUGAACGGCCGUUUCAGUGUAAUCAGUGCGGCGCCUCCUUCACACAGAAGGGCAACCUACUACGCCACAUAAAGCUGCACUCGGGUGAAAAGCCAUUCAAGUGCCACCUAUGUAACUAUGCCUGUCGCCGUAGAGAUGCCCUCACGGGUCACUUGCGCACUCACUCUGUGGGGAAGCCUCACAAAUGUGGAUACUGUGGCCGGAGCUACAAACAGCGCAGCUCAUUAGAGGAACAUAAAGAGCGCUGUCACAACUACUUGCAAAGCAUGGGGCUGCCAAACACUGUCUACUCAGUAGUAAAGGAAGAAAGCAACCACAAUGAGAUGAGUGAAGACUUAAGCAAGAUGGGAUCAAAAAGAGCCCUGGUGCUAGACAGACUAGCUAGUAACGUAGCUAAGCGUAAGAGUUCUAUGCCUCAGAAGUUUGUGGGAGAGAAGAGGCUGUCGGACCUCUCCUAUGAUGGCAACUCAAACAACUACGACAAGGACAGCGAGAUAAUGCAGCCUCAUGUCAUGGACCAGGCCAUAAACAGUGCCAUCAGUUACCUGGGGGCCGAGUCCCUGCGUCCCCUGGUCCAGACUCCCCCUGCCUCCUCCGAUGUGGUCAUCAGCCCCAUAUAUCCUCUUCAUAAACCAAACAAUGGCAACAACCACAGCCACUCAGUCCAUGACAGUGCCGCCGAGAACCUGCUCCUACUCUCCAAGGCCAAGUCAGUUUCCACAGAGAGGGAUGUCUCACCUAGCAACAGCUGUCAAGAUUCCACCGACUCUGAGAGCAACAACGAGGAGCGGGCUGGGGGAGGCGGUCUCAUCUACCUGACCAAUCACAUCGCGCCGCAGGCUCGGAAUGGCAUCUCCGCCGUCAAGGAGGAGCAUGGCAGGCAGUACGAUCUCCUGAGGGCUGUAGCGGAGUUCAGGGUGGUCACUAACGAGGGGGAGCAGGUCAAGGCUUAUUACUGUGAACACUGCAGAGUUCUCUUCCUGGACCACGUCAUGUAUACUAUCCACAUGGGUUGCCACGGUUUCCGAGACCCCUUUGAGUGCAACUUGUGUGGCUACCGAAGCCAGGACAGGUAUGAGUUCUCCUCCCACAUGACGCGAGGGGAGCACCGCUUUUAAUGCACACACACUGGGAAAAUCUGAGGGACCAUUGAUAAGGAUUUAUGUAUAUACAUUUCCAUACUGCAUGGGUGAAAAAAAAAAACCCAGCACAUUUUAGACAGCAUUUUAUUAUACUAAAAAGCAAAAUGGAACAGCAAAAUCACUUUUUUGGUUUAUUUGGUUUUAUUUUCAUUAAACAAAUUAAUUCACAUGCUUAAAAGGAAUGCCCACUGUUUUCCCCAUGUGUUUGUGCCAGAAGAAGAGGGUUUAGUUGAGAGACUGAUUUGUUUAUACACGGACAUAUCUUGUGAAGGGAAUAUAAAGAAUGCAAUAGAACUGCUAUUUAGGUUGAACUGCUUUGUUUUCUGUUUCAGAUAAGAAAAAGUACAAAUUGUGUUAACUACAGAAAGGUGACAUUUGAUGUAGCAUAUGUGGAAAUCCUGAAAAUACUAAUAAAAUUAAAGAAAAACUACUGUAUUUGCCAAAAUGAAACAUUUAUAAUAUGUAUUUUAAAAUGUCAUGUUUGGGUUGUUUGUUCAAAGUAUUCCAUAUGUGAGAACUAAACUGGUAUUAUCCUACAUACACAACAACAGAAGGGUUCUUACAAGUAUUUCAUGAUGAUAUAGGGUUGUAAAACUGUGCAUCAGCUUCGUAAUGCAACUGUUUGAAAGAGUAAACAAGAGCUUGAUUUCUUUCUACAGCUGAAACAUUUUAUUUCAAAAUUAAAAUUGCACCACCCUUGGUGACUGUACUAGAAAUACACAUUUUGGGCUACUCUUCAUGGUUACAAUUCCAUGUAGUUUAAACCUACAAGCAGUGUUCUAUCCAGGUGACGCGCAGUGACUAGUAGUUCCCUUAAAAGUAUGAAAUGUAACCAUGGCCGAGGGUUAAUGGUUCAUUUCUAUUUCAGGGAACCAGGGUUAUAAUAAUAACCUGACGUUAUAGUCUGCCUACCAAAACAUUCUGUUAGACAAGACAUUUUACAUUACAGUGAAUGAAGCUCUAGCUUACUUUUUUUAAAUAAAGUGAACAUAAAUGGCUAGAUUCACAGUCCCUGAUUAGCUUUACUCGCGGAUUACCUUAUCUAAAUUAACAUUGAGUAGACCAAGAUUAGUUCUAACCAGGGGCUGUGAAUCUAGCUGUCAAACUUCAGACUGCUCUGGAAGUAUGAAAGAUAACUCCACACAAAAGAGCAUACCAGCGAACUAAUCAAAUAUACUUACAUAUAUAUCUGUGCACAUCUGUUUUACUAAACUUGUACUUGUGCAACUAAUAAAUUAAUAUUUUAAUUGAUUAAAACCCUGAUACUUAGUGUUACAUUUUUUUAAAAAAAUAGCUGUUUUUAUUUCUACGUUUCCAAUUUAAGUUUUCAUAUAGAGACAGGAUUAUAAUCAUGCAUGUUAAUUACGUGGAGCAAAAAUGCAACAGAUGAAACAGGGCAGUACAUUCAGAAUUGCACUCAUUACAGAAGUGAUUAUGCAAACUAGAUCUCAAGUGUUAUAGCUGAGACACUUGCAUAUUGACAUUUUUAUUUUGCAGCCAAUGUUUGAGCUUAAUUUACAAAUCUGUGCGUAAUUAAGUCUGUAUCAAAUGUGUGGAGGCACAUAAAGUAGCUGUUUCAACUUUUGAAUUCAUUAGGGUACUGUUAGUUUGUAAUAAGGAAAGGGUUCAAGUUGUACAAUAUUUUGUAUCGAAAUGAAGAAUUAAGGCAAUAGUAUGCGUGGUUCUAUAAUGCAGAACCAUCAGUGACAUUAUUUUUAUGUAAAGUAUUUAUGCUCACUGCAUAAUGUAUUUCAUGUUUUUUUUUUUAUGUAUUUAUGAUAAGAUGCUUUCCGCUUGCAUACAUUUUAUGAGUACAUUCAUACAUACUGUAUUUCUUCUGUACAGUCUGAGUUAGUUUUGUUUACAGCAAAAGAAAAGUGUGAAUGUUCAAAAAAAAAUUUUCUUUCAGCAUUCUCAAUGUGCAGUUCAGGAAAUUAUUUUAUGUUGUUUUUGCCUUAGAGGAUGUUGAAAAAAUAUGUCUGCAAAAAGUCUAAUAAAAAAAAAAAAAAUCAUUUUAUAAAUAUAAAGUGACAAAUCAUUUUACCCCCAUUUUUUCCCAGUUUAGAAUGUUCAAUUAUGUUCCCUCACCGCGCAACUUCACACAGCAGAUCAGAAGCACUGCGGGUCAGUGUGCUCUCU